AUGGGAGAUGCGGCUGAACCCUACGUAACGCCUGAGACGCCAGCGAGACCAGCCAUUCUAAACCCGUUUGAGAGUCCUAACGAUUACCAUCGCCUGCGUGAACCAAUCGUCUCAAGCCCAUCUGUUUUCAAGUGGUCUACAGCUUCAUCAGCCACACCAGCAAAGUUCAAGUGGUCUAUUGAUGAAAUGGCAAGCCUCCUCCCUGUGCACAUAGAUCCGGAAGAUAUACACCGCCAGUCUUUGUAUAUGAGUCAAACCAGAACGGAUUCUGAAAUUGAAGCAAAGCGACAGAGUGCUAUUGACCAGUUUUUCACAAAAGGCACCAUAGUUCCCUCACCCUGGGGAGCCCCAACUAGUAAACCAUUACUGCAAGGCCACCAUGAAAAAAGUCCCUUAUCUCCACUGGUGACAGACGAGCCACAAUCGACCAAGAAAAUCAAUGCAACUUGCCAGACAAUCCUGUCUUUACCUGUGGACUUUGAUCUUGAGAAAAUAUUAGGUGAUCAUUAUAAGACGGAGGAGGUGUCUGAGCAGGUACAGGAUAGUCUGAGCUCCUCCUCCCUGCGACGAAAACUUUUUUUGGACGGCAUCGGGAGUGGAUCCGAGUCGUCAACCCCGUCUAGCCCAGAGAGGGAACACGACGCGCCCCUGGGCGGCGGAGACAUGAUGUCGUCAGUCAUCGUCUCUCCGGUCCAAUGUAAAAUGGCUGCUCGGACCCCAUCGUCUGGUCAGUUUUCAUCAAGCCCUAUCCAGGAUAGAUGUCGUGCCUACAGCCUUGGGAGUGUCACUAGUCCCAUGUUUCCGGAGAGGACAUCACCACUAUUCAAAUCUCCCACGUUAUCCCCCAUCGUCCUACAGCACGCUAGAACCCCCAUGUCAGGUGAGAGGAAGAAGUUGAGUUUUGUAACCCCUGAGGCAGCUCCCCUGGGCAGCUCGGACAUUGCCCUGAGUCACUGCGGGGAGAGCCCGUACGUGGAGGGUUGCUCACCGAUCCGUAGCUGCUCCCCGUUCCAGCCCAGACACAAAAGCGCCCAGGGGUGGGCCUCACCACCUCACAUCUCCCCCAUCCUCAACCCAGCCCUCCUGGACAAAGACAACAUCAACCUCAGCCAACCACUGCCCACCAUGGACCUUGACUCCUGCUCGCCAAGUCUUGCUCGACGCCAACCCGAGCGAGUUUGGUCAGGGGAGAGUGUAGCUAUGUUACCCGAGCUGCACCAGAUGGAGCAGGAGGAGGCUAGUGAGGAGAAAAAGAUGGAGGAGGAAGGUAAAGGUGUUGAAAAGAAGACAAAAAGUAGAGAAAAGGAGAAGGAACAUAGGAGAAGCAGCAGCAAGGAGGAAUCGUGUGCCUGGGGUCCAGAGGAAGAAGAUGGUGCCUCACCUGUGCGGUUAACCAGCUCACGUACAGGGAGCGUGUCCAACGCAGAGAGCACACACAUGUUUGUGUCACUGCUAACAGAGGGAAGCUGUAACCCAUAUGACAUGAGUAUGCAGGUGGACAGCGGUUAUAACACAUACUCGGUGUGCACUAACAGUCUUAUGGAUGGCAUCAGCUCAGACAGCCAGAGUAAGGAGCUGUUUGACACGCACGUUCCAGAAGAAGGCACCGCUUACAUUAAACACACUAGAUCCAAGUCACUGCUUUUUGUCAACACAUCACCCGACUAUACGUCCAACAGCAGAGCCUAA
Molecule: messenger RNA, 1689 nt
Organism: Chanos chanos (milkfish)
Lineage: Eukaryota; Metazoa; Chordata; Actinopteri; Gonorynchiformes; Chanidae
Gene: bora
Product: bora aurora kinase A activator
Exons: 11
Coding region: 1-1689 (562 amino acids)
Biological process (GO): activation of protein kinase activity; regulation of mitotic nuclear division; regulation of mitotic spindle organization
Cellular component (GO): cytoplasm; nucleus
Molecular function (GO): protein kinase binding
Source: RefSeq, a predicted model, not a curated record